Molecule: messenger RNA, 1296 nt
Organism: Macaca mulatta (Rhesus monkey)
Lineage: Eukaryota; Metazoa; Chordata; Mammalia; Primates; Cercopithecidae
Source: RefSeq, a predicted model, not a curated record
ACUGAGAGGUCGGGACCGACAAGAUGGCGGCGCGGACAGCGUUCGGGGCCGUGUGCCGGCGCCUCUGGCAGGGAUUGGGGAAUUUUUCUGUAAACAGUUCUAAGGGCGAUACAGUCAAAAAUGGUGGCUUUCUUCUCAGUACCAAUAUGAAGUGGGUACAGUUUUCAAACCUACAUGUUGAUGUUCCAAAGGAUUUGACCAAACCUGUGAUAACGAUCUCUGAUGAACCAGAUACAUUAUAUAAGCGCCUGUCGGUUUUAGUGAAAGGUCACGAUAAGGCUGUAUUGGACAGUUAUGAAUAUUUUGCUGUGCUUGCUGCAAAAGAACUUGGUAUCUCUAUUAAAGUACACGAACCUCCAAGGAAAAUAGAGCGAUUUACUCUUCUCAAAUCAGUGCAUAUUUACAAGAAGCACAGAGUUCAGUAUGAAAUGAGAACACUUUACAGAUGUUUAGAGUUAGAACAUCUAACUGGAAGCACAGCAGAUGUCUACUUGGAAUACAUUCAGCGAAACUUACCUGAAGGGGUUGCCAUGGAAGUAACAAAGACACAGUUAGAACAGUUACCAGAACACAUCAAGGAGCCAAUCUGGGAAACACUAUCAGAAGAAAAAGAAGAAAGCAAGUCAUAAAGCCUCAGGGAGGCCAUUUGUGCCUGAAUUUGGAAUGAGGGUGGGCCAGAUGAGUAUGUUUAAGCGGAGAGUGCUUCCAGCUGAGAUGAUUUGAGUCUGCCUAACUGUUCCAUUGAGUUCUUGUGCCUUCAUCAGCUGAGAGCAGGGAAUGGCACUUUUAAUGGAAGAACCACUUUUAUCUGUUCUUUUUAUACAUGUCAUUGUUUCAGUUCUGAUUUCAACAAACAUGAGCAAACCACUUUGACUCAAAGUGGAAAGUGAAAAUUCUAUUUUGUUAUGCUACUAGUGUUCAAUUAUUAGUUUGCACCAUUUUUAAUUUAUGUCAGUUGAUGCAUCUGAAAAUAAGUGCUUGAAGUGUUCACACCCUUAUUUUUUUUUUUUUUUUUAAGAUUCCUAGAAGGAAUCUUUGGUUAAUUCAAAUUGAGCAGUUAAAGUUUUUGGUAUCUACCUUUGUGCAGGCUGGCAUAUGCUAACUUGGGGGUGGUAACCAACCAGUUUUAUCUCAUUUAAGCAUUACAUUUUGAAGACUGUGAAUAUACUUUACAGCAGAUCAAACACAUUUAUGGCAUGCAUUGACCUCUUCUUGGAGCCCAGAAUUUUAUAGAGUUGCCUACCGGGGUUACUGUAAUGGAAUUUAUGAUCUUAAGAAAUUACUAGUUAUAUUAUU